Messenger RNA from Gekko japonicus, 2188 nucleotides. RefSeq names its product ARP3 actin-related protein 3 homolog (yeast) (gene ACTR3). Gene Ontology annotation, cellular component: actin cortical patch; Arp2/3 protein complex. The transcript is spliced from 12 exons. The record is from RefSeq and is a predicted model, not a curated record. Lineage: Eukaryota; Metazoa; Chordata; Lepidosauria; Squamata; Gekkonidae. Gene Ontology annotation, biological process: Arp2/3 complex-mediated actin nucleation. The coding region runs from base 89 to 1345 and encodes 418 amino acids. Gene Ontology annotation, molecular function: actin filament binding.
CUUCACUCCCCACACAGUGGAAGGAGCCGAGCGAGUGUCGGGGGGUCCCUCCGCACCUUUUCCCCAGCGCCGUCUCGACCCGAGGAGGAUGGCAGGGCGGCUCCCGGCCUGCGUGGUGGACUGUGGCACAGGGUAUACCAAACUGGGAUAUGCUGGUAAUACAGAACCACAGUUCAUCAUUCCUUCAUGUAUUGCUAUUAAGGAGUCAGCCAAAGUUGUCGAUCAAGCACAAAGAAGGGUUAUGAAAGGUGUGGAUGAUUUGGAUUUCUUUAUUGGGGAUGAAGCUAUAGAAAAACCAACAUAUGCAACAAAGUGGCCCAUCCGUCAUGGAAUAGUUGAAGACUGGGACUUGAUGGAGAGAUUUAUGGAACAAGUUAUCUUCAAAUACUUAAGGGCAGAACCUGAAGACCAUUAUUUUCUAUUGACUGAACCACCUCUCAAUACUCCAGAAAACAGGGAAUAUACUGCUGAAAUCAUGUUUGAGUCUUUCAAUGUUCCUGGACUUUACAUUGCUGUUCAGGCUGUCCUUGCCUUAGCUGCGUCUUGGACAUCAAGACAAGUAGGAGAGCGGACACUAACUGGAACAGUUAUAGAUAGUGGAGAUGGUGUAACUCAUGUCAUUCCUGUGGCUGAAGGUUACGUGAUUGGCAGCUGUAUCAAACACAUUCCAAUUGCCGGACGAGAUAUAACUUACUUUAUUCAACAGUUGCUAAGAGAACGAGAAGUAGGAAUCCCUCCUGAACAAUCAUUGGAAACUGCUAAAGCAGUGAAGGAGCGUUUUAGUUAUGUCUGCCCUGAUUUAGUAAAAGAAUUUAACAAGUAUGAUACAGACGGCACCAAGUGGAUUAAACAGUAUACUGGAAUCAACGCAAUCUCCAAGAAAGAAUUUACCAUUGAUGUUGGCUAUGAGAGAUUCCUAGGGCCAGAGAUCUUCUUUCAUCCUGAGUUUGCUAACCCAGAUUUCACACAGCCCAUCUCAGAAGUAGUAGACGAAGUUAUUCAGAACUGUCCUAUUGAUGUUAGACGUCCACUAUAUAAGAAUAUUGUACUGUCUGGAGGCUCAACUAUGUUCAGGGAUUUUGGUCGUCGUUUACAACGAGACUUGAAAAGGACUGUUGAUGCCAGGCUGAAACUCAGCGAGGAACUGAGUGGUGGCAGACUGAAGCCCAAGCCUAUUGAUGUACAAGUUAUUACACAUCAUAUGCAGAGAUACGCAGUUUGGUUUGGAGGAUCAAUGUUGGCUUCCACACCUGAGUUCUACCAAGUAUGCCACACCAAAAAAGAUUAUGAAGAAAUUGGUCCUAGCAUCUGUCGUCACAACCCAGUGUUUGGAGUUAUGUCUUAAAUCUGACUUUUGAAGAGUUGGAUCUAGGGAGGCAGGGUGAUGGAGGGUCUUUCUCAAUACUUGUUUGUCUGGAUGGCCGGUAUUAAGAUAACAAAACAUGACUUGAAAAUAAUAAGAAGAAAAAAGACCAAAUUCAACUAAACAGGAAUAUUUUAAUAAAUGUCUCAACAUGCAGAUGUAGUGGGAAGCCAAAAUGAUUCAAAGUGUUUUUUUCUUUAGAUUGAAUAUUUGAACCUGUGCGUAAUGAAACAAAAGAAGUGGGUUUUUGUUCUUUCUGUGGCCUGAUAUUUUGUAUAUUAAUGGAGUAUCCAAGAUUUGAUGGGAUUUGACGGUGUGUAGAUAGUCAGCUCUAUAAUUCUUCGAUUGUACUCUAACAUGUGUACAAUGCGAGAGCUUGUUUAUAUUUCAUACUUUUUUAUACGUUGAGAAAAAAUAUCAGUGAAAGAAAUGUAAUAUUUGACAAGAAACAUACCAGUGACCAACUUGAGGUAAAUUUUAAAAAAAAAUGUAAUGCCCACAUGAAGCUUAAUCAUGUGACUCUAGUAAUUUCAAAUUAUGACCAAUCUUAAAUGUGGGUUCCACACAGUGCAAUUUAGCAAUUGCUUUUGGAACUAAGGAGCUAGAAUCUUGGAUUAACCGAUGCCUGCUAGUGCUUUCUGAUUACUCGGUGCAUUUUCAUUCUAUUUCUUGCUUUGGGGGAAAAAAAGUAAAGACAAGACUGUUGGACCAGUAUUGCAGUUCUGUAGUGUCAUUUCUAAUUAAACCAAAUAUUCCAAUGAUCAAAAUUGGUGUAUUUCACCAUUCCAAUAAAGGCACAAAAAUUCUUUUUAAUGUUUGUGUGAG